UUCAUAAUUGCUAAGUCAUGGAAAAAGCCCAAGUGCCCAUCGAUGCACAAAUGGAUUAAUAAAUUGUGGUAUAUGUACACCAUGGAAUACUAUGCAGCCUUAAAAAAAAUGGAGACUUUACCUCUUUCAUGUUUACAUGGAUGGAGCUGGAACAUAUUCUUCUUAGUAAAGUGUCUCAAGAAUGGAAGAAAAAGUACCCAAUGUACUCACCCUUAUUAUGAAACUAAUGUAGGACCUUCACAUGAAAAUAAUAACCCAGUUACAACCUAAGAAUAGGGAGAAGGGGGAAAAGGGAGGGGAGGGAGGGGGGAGGUAGGUGGAGGGAGGGGGAUUAAUGGGAUUACACCUGCGGUGCAUCUUACAAGGGUAUAUGUGAAUCCUAGUAAAUGUGGAAUGUAAAGGUCUUAGCAAAAUAACAGAAAAUGCUAUGAAAGCUAAAAAAAAUUAAAAAAAAAUAAAAAUAAAAAAUAAAUAAAAAUUCAUAUAGGGUGGCGCCUGUGGCUCAAAGGAGUAGGGCGCCAGCCCCAUAGGCCAGAGGUGGCGGCUUCAAACCCAGCCCCGGCCAAAAACUGCAAAAAAAAAAAAAAAAUUAAAAUUAAGUACUAAACACCAGGAAACACAUAAAAUGCUCAAAGUCAAGUAGCACUCAGCCCUAAACUAGGAGUAAAAUAACAAUUGCCAAGAAAUGCAUCCAGGCUGUACGCGUUAUCUGCAAUAUAACCUCUCUCAUUAGGGGGCGUGGUUACACAGACGGGGUGACGUGUGAGGGACACACAGCAGCCAGCAGGCCUUGGCUUCAGGGACCGGAACCUUCAGAGCCUUGGUAUGAAAAAGUAUAAAAAGAAAGGCAAAAAAUGAGCAAAGGCCAGAAUAGCAGGUUUGGGAGGCAAAAGCACCAUUUUCGGAUUAGGCAAGAUGCACAGGCCCCACAGAGCAGGGCGUGGACACUGAAGCGGUGGCGGUGAGAAUGGGAGAAAGUUUGGAGAGCUCAGGAAAGAGUGAGGUGGGCGGCCGCAGAGGGUGCGAAGCCGCUGGAGGAGCAGGCAGGUUCUAGAGCAACGACCAGAAGGCGCCAGCAGGGGCGAGCGUGCGCGCGCGGGCGCGGGGCGGGGAUGGCGUGCGUGCACUGGAGCGCGGGGCUGCGGCGCGGUUCGCGUCCGCGAGCACUCGCACUUCGGGGUCGGCGCCGGAGGAGCGGGAGCCGCACGAGGCGCGCGCACGCUCGCGCGGGCGGGGGCGAGACCGCUGACGUCAGGGGGAGGGCGCGUGCCCGCGGCCGCAGGCGGAGCCGGGAGGCGGGCACUGCGCGCAGCCGCGGGCGGAGCGGCGGGGCGCGAGGGGCGGAGCGGAGCGCGGGAGGAGGCGGGGGAGGAGAGGCCCCCGGACUGCGAGCGGCAGCUGGGGAGGGGGCCGCCGAGCCGGAGCGUGAGCAAAACAGCUGAUCUGGUUUUCCUUUAAAGCCAGAGAAAAUGGAAGUCGGGUAGCAGCAACUGCGGAACUGCGAGCUGGCGGCGCGGCGCGGCAGAGUUCUCAGGGACUGUGGUUUCACUCCUUCCACUGGGGCCACCAUGGGCCAUUUUCAGCAGGGACGGUGCAGUGUCGACCUGUGUACCUGACUGCCGUGCGCCUCCAGAGAACUGGGCAUCUGAAAAGUGGCAGUAACAAAAGGAGAGACUCUCCCGGCCGAGGCCCCGGUUCAUGGAGGGAAGGAAGAAGGCGAUUUCCUAAUUGGUACCACAUACAUCAGAUGGAUGGUUUCUAGCCUGCUUCCGAAUCCCACCUCAGCCGAGUGCUGGGCAACACUCCUACAUGAUCAUAUGACUCUUGAUAUGGACGCAGUCCUGUCAGACUUUGUUCGGUCCACAGGGGCAGAACCUGGUCUGGCCAGAGACCUGCUGGAAGGCAAAAACUGGGACCUGACGGCCGCUCUGAGCGACUAUGAGCAGCUCCGACAGGUGCACACAGCCAACCUGCCACAUGUGUUCAACGAAGGGAGGUGUCCCAAGCAGCCGGAGCGAGAGCCGCCCCAGCCUGGGCACAAGGUGGAGCGGCCCUGCUUGCAGAGGCAGGACGACAUUGCCCAAGAAAAACGCCUUUCCCGGGGGAUCUCCCAUGCCAGCUCGGCCAUCGUCUCCCUGGCCCGCUCCCAUGUGGCAAGCGAAUGCAACAGCGAGCAGUUCCCCCUGGAGAUGCCCAUCUACACCUUCCAGCUGCCGGACCUGAGCGUGUACAGUGAGGACUUCCGGAGCUUCAUCGAGCGGGACUUGAUCGAGCAGGCAACGAUGGUCGCCUUGGAGCAGGCAGGUCGCCUCAACUGGUGGUCCACUGUGUGCACGAGCUGUAAACGGCUUCUUCCUCUGGCCACUACAGGGGAUGGGAACUGCCUUUUACAUGCCGCCUCUCUGGGAAUGUGGGGGUUUCAUGACCGGGACCUGGUGUUGCGGAAAGCUCUAUACACCAUGAUGAGGACAGGAGCUGAAAGGGAAGCCCUGAAGCGGAGGUGGAGAUGGCAGCAGACGCAACAGAACAAAGAGUCAGGGCUGGUGUACACAGAGGAGGAAUGGGAGCGGGAGUGGACAGAGCUGCUGAAGCUGGCCUCCAGCGAGCCACGCACACACUUCGGCAAGAACGGAGGCACGGGUGGUGGCGUGGACAACUCUGAGGACCCUGUGUAUGAGAGCCUGGAGGAGUUCCACGUUUUCGUUUUAGCCCAUAUAUUAAGAAGACCAAUCGUCGUCGUGGCAGAUACAAUGUUAAGAGACUCAGGCGGAGAAGCAUUCGCGCCAAUCCCAUUCGGGGGGAUUUACCUGCCCUUGGAGGUCCCUCCCAACAGGUGCCACUGCUCACCUCUGGUUCUGGCUUAUGAUCAAGCGCAUUUCUCUGCCCUCGUGUCCAUGGAACAGAGAGACCAGCAAAGAGAACAAGCCGUGAUCCCUCUGACGGAUUCUGAGCACAAGCUGCUGCCUCUGCACUUUGCAGUGGAUCCCGGCAAGGACUGGGAGUGGGGGAAAGACGACAACGACAAUGCCCGGCUGGCCCACCUCAUCCUGUCACUGGAAGCCAAGCUGAACCUUCUACACAGCUACAUGAAUGUGACUUGGAUCCGGAUCCCCUCGGAGACCCGGGCGCCCCUGGCACAGCCAGAGUCCCCAACGGCCUCGGCGGGGGAGGAUGUGCAGUCCCUGGCCGACUCGCUGGACUCGGAUCGCGACUCGGUGUGCAGUAAUUCCAACAGCAAUAACGGCAAGAACGGCAAGGAGAAAGAGAAGGAGAAGCAGCGCAAGGAGAAGGACAAGACCCGCGCGGACUCGGUGGCCAACAAGCUGGGCAGCCUCAGUAAGACGCUGGGCAUCAAGCUGAAGAAAAACAUGGGCGGCCUCAGCGGCCUGGUGCACGGCAAGAUGGGCAGAGCCAACUCCGCCAACGGCAAGAACGGGGACGCGGCUGAGCGCGGCAAGGAGAAGCGGGCCAAGGCGCGCAAGGGCAGCAAGGAGGAGUCGGGGGCGUCGGCCAGCACCUCGCCGUCGGAGAAGACCACGCCGUCGCCCACGGACAAGGCGGCGGGCGCGUCUCCGGCCGAGAAGGGCGGCGGACUGCGGGGCGACGCCUGGAAAUACAGCACGGACGUGAAGCUGAGCCUCAACAUCCUGCGCGCCGCCAUGCAGGGCGAGCGCAAGUUCAUCUUCGCUGGCCUGCUGCUCACGAGCCACCGGCACCAAUUCCACGAGGAGAUGAUCGGCUACUACCUGACCAGCGCGCAGGAGCGUUUCAGCGCCGAGCAGGAGCAGCGGCGCCGCGACGCCGCCACCGCAGCCGCCGCCGCAGCAGCAGCAGCAGCCGCAGCCGCCGCCGCCGCGUCCACGGCCAAGAGGCUGCCGCGCAGGCCCGAGGUGGAGGGCGCGCCGGGCCCCGAGCGCGCGUCGCCGGGCCCCGCGGCCGGGCAGCCCACGCAGCUGGUGCUCAAGUUCAAGGAACGCCCCAGCCCUGGGCCGGCGGCGGGCACGCGGGCGGCGCGGGCAGCGGCGGGCGGCGCGGCCUCCCCGGGCACGGGCGGGGGCGCGCGGCGGGCGGGCGCGGGCGGACAAGUCCCGGGCCGCAGCCCCCCGGCGCCUGCGCGCCAGAGCGUCAUCCACGUGCAGGGCGCGGGCGCGCGGGACGAGGCGUGCGCGCCGGCGGUGGGCGCGCUGCGGCCGUGCGCCACCUACCCGCAGCAGAACCGCUCGCUGUCGUCGCAGAGCUACAGCCCGGCGCGCUCCGCAGCGCUGCGCACGGUCAACACGGUGGAGUCGCUGGCGCGCGCCGUGCCCGGGAGCGCGGCCGAGCCCAAGUCGCAGACUUACACCAACGGCUUUGGGGCCGCGCGCGACGGCCUGGAGUUCGCCGACGCCGACGCGCCGGCCGCGCGCUCGAACGGUGAGUGCGGCCGCGCGGGCCCGGGGCCGGCGCAGCGGCGCUGCCAGCGCGAGAACUGCGCCUUCUACGGGCGCGCCGAGACCGAGCACUUCUGCUCCUACUGCUACCGCGAGGAGCUGCGGCGCCGGCGUGACGUGCGCGGGGCCCGGCCCUGAGCGCGCUGCGGGGCGGCGGCGUCCCGGAGGAUCUCUGUUCCAUUCUGUGGGUGUCUUUUUUACACGCCCUGGUCAACCGAAAGGCCGGCGCCUCCUCUGUUAGUGCCGUGUACGUGUUUGGUCAAACGUUCCUAAUGGUGCCUGAACCUACACUGACGCCACUCAGGUAGUAGACGGAUAGGAAACAAGUCAUACUGUUGGAAGUGGGUGUGCUAGCCUAGCCUCUGCCUCGUACCUGUGGAAACUCAAUAGCCAUUGCAAGAGUAUUUUUGUUCCUCAAUAAGAGAAAUAAAGAAAUUCACAGCCCUUUGUUUUUAGAAGGGAGUGUUUUACAUGCUUUUUUCCUCCCCCUUUUUUUCCUAAUCUAGCGACUGACCUCUUCCAGGUAACCAUCACUUGUGCGUGAUUGGUACCACCCGGGAUGUAGCAGUGAACGUGCACCAGGACUGGUGGAAGCCCCUCCGCGAGCACCCACCUGCUUCCCAUCCCGGGUCCUCAGAGAGGGCAGGCACCUUGCCACCCUCUGGCACUCUGGUGGUCACUGUGGCCCUUUAGAAAUACACGUCUCCAUUUCAUAAGCGGAAGCCUCCUCCCGCAGCCCCUGGCUCGAGCAACAUUCACACUGCCAUCCACGCCGCGGGUGUCCGUAGAGAGGGCAUCGCACAACCUACCUCGCAGGGCACAGUGAGGUAUAGCGAUCUCUCCUGGUGCCGGUACCAGGCAGCUUAGGUGACAGGAGCUUUCCAAAGACACCUCGGGUCCAAAAACCAAGGUUCUGCCCUCACAAUUUGGAUUUGCCCGUGUAUGAAUGAGUAGGACAGCCUCCUCACAUUCUCCUUUGAAGACAUUUCCACAGUGGACUGUCGCUGGAGGGCUCGUAAGAGGUGACCAUCAAUUGGUGCCCCAGGAGACAGGUGAGGAGUCGACCCUUUGGUCACUGUGUGAGCCCCCACUAGGCUGCACGAGGAAGGGGCUGAAGGAAGCCACCCCCACACACACACCUGCAUCUGUCUGGGUUCAGCCAGGUCAAGAACCUCGCUGGGAUGCCCAGGGCAGGAUGACCCUGUCCCUGCCUCCCUGACGACGUUGAGGGAGCAGCCUGAUCCCUGAGCGAUCUCUUUUUUGGUGCCUCCUAUAUUUCUUGAGGAAAAAACAAAAGCGUGUCCUUAGCUACCCUGUUCUGAGCAGCAAUAUGCAGCCUCUUCCUCCCGAGAUUACCUCUGGAAAAUACCAUUCUUGGCCAAGGAUACUGCGGAGCCAAACCUGCCUCACUAAGGAUAAGCUGAGUGAAAUAGUCACUCGCAAGAGAACACUUGAACCUUGUGAGAGCUUUAGAAUAGCCUGGAAUAAUCCUAAGAAGGAAAGGAGAUGUGCCCAGAUCUGCCCUGAGUGUAUCCUCAGAAAAUGCAGGAGGUAGACAGACCAUCUCGUCACUGGAGCCAGCUUCUCCUCCAGAAAAGAUGCUUUACCCCCCUUGCCUAAAGAGCAGCAAAAGCAAAAAAAAAAAAAAAAAGUUUAAAAAAGAGAGGAUUUUUUUCUUUUUACUUGUUAAGAAUUAUAACCAAAUAGUGUUACCUAUGAGUAAUUUCUUUUUGUUUUUAAUUAUUCCACAGCACGUGGCAUUUUCAGUAAUUUAUUCAGGUUUUUGCAUUAAUGGUUCCUUAAAAUUAUUAAAUAGAAUCUUCAAGAAGUUUUUUGAACGUAUUACUUUUCCUGCUGACCAGUGUUUUCACUGUAUGGUAAUUACUGUACUAACAUCCAUGUCCCUGAUACUGCCGGGAUUUCUUUUGUUACUCCAGAAAAAAAAAGUGGUUUUUAACAAAUCUCUCAUCCAAGAGGGUCUGUGGCAGCUUUUUGGACUGAUUCUUAAUGUCACGCUAAGCAGCUGCUUUGUCAUCUGACGCUGUGGGGUCACAGAAGGUUUUGCUUCAGGUGUAGACAUAAGCUACCCCUCACGCUGCCGAUUUAGAGAAGGCUCAGAUGCCCAACCUUAAAAACACUCGUGUGCAUUCAGAAACCAAACCCACAUACACAAGUCAACUAGGCAUAGAGUCAAUUGGUGUUUGUUUCUAUAAUGUUAAAACAGCCAAUCAGAAAUUUCCAAAACUGCCUAUGCAAACCUUUUCUCUUUCUCAUGCUCUUUGUCAGGUUUAAAAAAGAACAGAAUGGGCAAACUGAAAGUAAAAAUGGUUCAUAGUAAUAGAAGAAAACCUUCUUAACCUAGCAGACAUAUUAGAAAGUGGGGACCUGUGACCUGUUCUGUCCUUGCAUUUCCAAGUUACCUCCAUCCUACUGCCAUUUGACCAUAAGACAGACCCUGAGGGAGAGCCUGAGACACAGCCACUGGCCACACCAGAGGCCCCCGCUGCUUGGUUUGGUCACAGGGCAGCUGCUCCUGGCUGGCUGUCAGUGCCUGCUCCUGGCUGACACAUAACCGCUGAGUCGGUAUCAUUUAAGAAUAGCCAUUUCCUUUUGUGAGAGAUCUGGAUCCAUCCUUCCUCUAGGUAGUUUUUAAAAAUACAAAAGCCAGAGAGUCUGUGGUUAUUUUAAAUGCACUAGUCCUGUGUUCCAGAAGCAUGCUCCAUCCACAUUCAGAGCUCUGCAGACCUGAACCCUGGUCAGACACCAAAUUAGUUCAUCAGGCUGGGUAGAAACUGUUAGAAACUGUGUUGCUUACAUGUGGGCCAAGCGGUUCCCUCAUAUUUUAUAAUGUGGGGACCUUUUGUGGGACAGGAAUGAAGAGGGAACAGGGUGAGUCCAGAGUGUGAGUGGCCUUCCCCAUCUGAUCUGGCCAAACUUUCCUUUCUGAGAAGGACAGAUGUCCCUCGGUGACAGCAAGUUUCUAGAAGGACCGCAGGUACUUCCAAACCCCUGUGGAGGUUUUUUCAGAAGCCGACUUCCCAUUUCCUACACAUGGGUUACCUGGAUAAAUGAUUUUUUAAAAAAAAUAAUAUAUUGUUAAGAGAAGGUGUUUUUCAGUGUAUUCUGUUUGUAGAUUUUAUGCUGUGUUAUGUUGAAAUUUUGCAAGCCAAGUUUAAACUGUACUAUAGAAAUUAUUUUUAUAUUAUUUUCAGGAUAUGCCACAGAGCAAUAUUUUGCACCCUUUAUUGUCACAGGGUUGUCCCCUAGAAGCGUAACUUGAGGUGGAAAAGGGCUCCACCGUGGGCUCUUGGGAUUUAAAUGCUUUUUGCUGUUUGUUCAUAUACCCUCUGAAAGCAGGAAUGUAUAAAUGUCUUUUUUUUUUUUUCAUUGAAAGGUCGACUUCCUUUUUUCUGUUCAUGGAUUUUGGUACUGCACCUUUUCUCUUAAACGAAUAAUUUAUAUUCACUAAGUUACUGUGGACUUUUUCUUACCUGUUCCCACCCUGUGACAUUGGAAUCAGUUACUUCGCAAAUUGAAUGUUGUUUUUUUUUCCAAAUAAUUUAUUAAUUCCAGUAGCUUACUGUCAAGAAUCGGGUGGCUUGAGGUAAAAGGACUCCCUGUGCUGCCCAGGUGCACACCUCAGGGUGUGGAAAUUCUCCUUUACAUGUCCACUGUGUCUCUGGAGAGGGGUCAUGGGGACAUAGAUACCCCCCACCCUUCAUGUCCACAAGCCUCUUUUGCAAAUUACUCUACUUUGCAAAAAUAAACUUAACCUAGCAAAAUAUAUUUCACAUUAGUUAAGAAAAAAAAGGCUGUACCUAUCAGUGGUUGAGAAAUAUGUGCAAGAAAAAAAAAAAAGACUUUGCCAAACCCGUGUGUGUAGUCCCAUUCUCUGUGAGUCCUUUCGUUUACUGGGAGAUCUGGAGUAAAAGCUGAAGGCAUUUACUGCAUGUUUGGGGUUUCUUUCUUCAUAACAUGAUUAUUCUUUUCCUCUUCUUGGUGUGGACUUUACAAAUUAAGUUCCUCCAGGAUUCUUUUCUUUCUCUUUUCUUCCAAUGCUUCUAAUAACAGGGAAGAAAACGUGUCUCCAUAGCUAAGUGAGCCCUGCCUUGUCUGGCAGACCUCACUGGCUCUGGCCUCUGCCCCCUCAGCCUGCUCUGGAUGAGGGUCUAGAGCUGCUGUCACCUGCAAAGACACUGAAUGAAAGGCCCAGAGAUGACGGGCACACCAGGUGCCAAGGAACAGGCAGCCCUUUCCAAAAAGCCUUAAAGUGGUGGCUGUCUGCAGACCUCCAGGCAACACCUCCCUGUUAACUCCUGACUCUCACCUCUUUUCUACUCCCAAUUUUCUGGCCCAUUUUACUGUGGCUGUCCAGGACAGUGACCGGGCACUCAGCUUGGAUCCCAUUGCCCAUGUCCACUGCGCCCUGGUGAGGCUGUUGGUCCAGAGUGCAUUUCUGCCAGUGCUGCCUCGCUGAUAUGGGGGAGGGUCUGGAGCAGCUCAUCCUGUAGCAUCCAGCAGCGAGACGGUCCAGCACACACGAAGACAGUGCCCACACUCAGCCCAGCAGACCCCGCUGCACUUCCAGCAAAACACUUGCUGUUUUGCAAGUCUUUCAUGACAGCUCUGGGGCCAUAAGCAGAAUGGUCUGUUAGCAGUUACACAGGGGGCUUCUUCCUAUGCCACCCCCAGCAGAGAAGAGCAAGGGCGAUGCCUUUCAGGGACCCCUCGGGAACAGCAGGUGUGUGCAAUCUGUGCUGUAUGAACUUUGCUCCACAGGGCUGAGCUGAA
Messenger RNA from Nycticebus coucang (slow loris), 9221 nucleotides. RefSeq names its product OTU deubiquitinase 7A (gene OTUD7A). The coding region runs from base 1752 to 4568 and encodes 938 amino acids. NCBI's taxonomy places the organism in Eukaryota, Metazoa, Chordata, Mammalia, Primates, Lorisidae. The transcript has 14 exons. Gene Ontology annotation, molecular function: zinc ion binding; K63-linked polyubiquitin modification-dependent protein binding; cysteine-type deubiquitinase activity. Gene Ontology annotation, biological process: protein K11-linked deubiquitination; protein K48-linked deubiquitination; protein K63-linked deubiquitination. Gene Ontology annotation, cellular component: nucleus; cytoplasm. The record is from RefSeq and is a predicted model, not a curated record.